UGAAGACCUGUCGGUAGAGGAGAGGGAGGAGCUCCUGGACAUCCGGCGGAGGAAGAAGGAGCUUAUUGACGAUAUCGAGAGACUAAAGUACGAGAUCGCUGAGGUGAUGACGGAAAUUGACAACCUGACCUCAGUGGAGGAGAGCAAAACAUCCCAGAGGAACAAACAGAUCGCCAUGGGCAGGAAGAAGUUCAACAUGGACCCCAAAAAGGGGAUCCAGUUCCUCAUUGAGAACGACCUGCUGCAGACAGCGCCUGAGGAUGUGGCCCAGUUCCUAUACAAGGGCGAAGGCCUCAACAAGACGGUCAUCGGGGACUACCUGGGGGAGAGGGACGAGUUCAAUAUCAAGGUGCUCCAGGCCUUCGUGGAACUACAUGAGUUUGCCGACCUCAACCUUGUCCAAGCUUUGAGGCAGUUCCUAUGGAGCUUCCGGCUGCCAGGGGAGGCACAGAAGAUAGACCGUAUGAUGGAGGCCUUCGCUGCCCGCUACUGCCUGUGCAACCCCGGGGUCUUCCAGUCUACGGACACCUGCUACGUGCUCUCGUUCGCCAUCAUCAUGCUCAACACGAGCCUGCACAACCACAAUGUGCGUGACAAGCCCACGGCCGAGCGCUUUGUCACUAUGAAUCGCGGCAUUAAUGAGGGAGGCGACCUCCCCGAGGAGCUGCUGAGGAACCUCUACGAGAGCAUCAAGAAUGAGCCGUUUAAGAUCCCCGAGGAUGAUGGCAACGAUCUGACGCACACCUUCUUUAACCCCGACCGUGAGGGCUGGCUACUGAAGCUGGGUGGCCGUGUGAAGACCUGGAAGCGGCGGUGGUUCAUCCUUACCGACAACUGCCUCUAUUACUUCGAGUACACCACGGACAAGGAGCCCCGGGGAAUCAUCCCGCUGGAGAACCUCAGCAUCCGGGAGGUGGAAGACCCCCGAAAGCCUAACUGCUUCGAGCUUUACAACCCGAGCCACAAAGGGCAGGUGAUCAAGGCCUGUAAGACAGAGGCAGACGGGCGCGUGGUGGAGGGGAACCACGUGGUUUACCGCAUCUCGGCGCCCAGCCCCGAGGAGAAGGAUGAAUGGAUGAAAUCCAUCAGAGCAAGCAUCAGUCGUGAUCCGUUCUACGACAUGUUGGCAACGAGGAAAAGGAGAAUCGCCAACAAAAAAUAGCAUUCCUGGCCUGGACAGGCCAAAACGGCAACCAAAGCCCCACAGCAAAAAGUGACUGCAGAGCCUCCUGGGGACAGCGGGGCCCCAGACGGCCCUUUCCAGAAGGUUCCAGGAAGCCAGGGCUCCGCCAAGAGAGCACGCUGAGUGGCCGGGCAGGUGGAAAGGAAGGAGCCCCUCACUCCUGGGGAGCUGGCGGCAGGGCCACCGCGCUCCAGGACUUUGCCUCCUGCCCCCUGCACAAAGGAAAGUGGCCACACGCGCCCUUCUAGAAGCUUCCCCCAGCACAGCACAGCUGACCGCGCCACCCUGCGUGUGCCUGGCACUGGGGCCCCUUCUAGAAGCUGCAGCUUCACGCUGACUCACACAGGAAAGGAAGUUUUUUAUUCAGAAUUUUUUUUCUCAGAUAUAUAGGAUUAUAGCUUUUAUAUGCUUUUUAUAUUCCGAAAUUAUAACGACAGAUACUUUCUAACUGUAGUAUUUUUAGAAGGCAGCUAUAAAUCUAAUUCCAGACACGUGGAUACUGUGCACUGAUGCCACUGCGCCCACGUGUGCCCCUCACCCCCACUGCGGCAAGUCCAGGAGGUCGUGCAUCCCGGGGUGGGGCAGUACUCAGGGCGUCUAGGGGUGGGGGGCACCUAUCCUGUAGCCCCGAGUUCUUGCAGGAAGCCUGGGUGCGCCCUUAGUAACAGCAUGUGCACGGCGCCUCCUGGCGUCCAAUGGCAGGACUGCGGCCUUUGCUGUGGCUUCUUUUGGCCAAACGAAGGAUUGUGUCCUGAUCCCAGACCUCCUUCUGGAAAUUGUCCGCCUUUGGGUGUUUCCCGCACCCCUCGGAUGCAGGAGGUGCGUGGCACUCAGGGUCCCUGUCAACGGGGCACAGCCUGGCCCGCACCUGCACUCCGGAGUUCGCAGUUUGCCAGCUGGACGCAGCCGGAGUUCGUCUCCCAUGAGAUGCCUCUAGCUGCUUUAUUGGGAGCUUCGUUUUUACCCUCCCCCCUUCAGAGCCUCUGGGCCCCAAGUCCCCAUGGGCUGCUCUUCCCAGAGUCCCCCAGAGCCGCACUUUGUGGGGAAUCUGCGGGGGACGCAGCUUUAAGUCAUGUUGGCGGCCCAGGGGCGGCCCUCCUCCCCUCACCACACUCACGUUCUGGCUCAUUCCAGGCUUUCAGGCUUAGCGACUUCACUGAUACCUCAACUCCUCCUGUCUAGUUUUUGAGAAGGAUGGUUGGCCUCAGGAUGUCUGACUGGCCUAUAUGCAACUCCGCCUCCAGUCUUCCAGGGGGACCCUGCGGGCCCCUCUUCUCUCUGACCCAGGUAGGCCCCUGGGGAUGCCAGGCUCCCUGCACGGGGUCGGGGUGUCGGUGCUCACGCAUGUCCUCUGUGAGGCCACUGACUCCAGGUAUUGUUGUGACAGUAUUAAAGUGACAGGCACACAGCCAUCCCCCAAGCUCCGGUGGGCCACCAGGGUUUGUAGCUCACUCUGGUGCUCAUGGCCCGCCAUGCCUAAGCUCACUGUUUGGUUCAGUCUGGGAAACGGGGAGUUAGCAGGCGCCCCUCCCUGGGAGCCCCCCAGUACCGCACCGUGACUUGUCAUUGUCGUCUUAGAAACUUUCUACUUCCAGUAGGCCUAGUUCCAGUGUAAAUAGUGUACAGAAGUGAUUUCUGGGGUGUGUUGGUAUUCAUGUAUAUAUGCCCAUAACUUGCAUGAAAAAAUAUCCUGUAUCUAUUGCUAUUUUAUUGUCAAGUGAGGUUAGUCAGAUCGGAAGGUGUGUGGCUGUCAAACUGCAAAUACUGUGCUCAUGUAAUAAAGACCAUCUGCAUUGUUCAAGAA
Molecule: messenger RNA, 2987 nt
Organism: Suncus etruscus (white-toothed pygmy shrew)
Lineage: Eukaryota; Metazoa; Chordata; Mammalia; Eulipotyphla; Soricidae
Gene: CYTH3
Product: cytohesin 3
Exons: 12
Coding region: 107-1162 (351 amino acids)
Biological process (GO): regulation of ARF protein signal transduction
Molecular function (GO): guanyl-nucleotide exchange factor activity
Source: RefSeq, a predicted model, not a curated record